Molecule: messenger RNA, 2947 nt
Organism: Pimephales promelas (fathead minnow)
Lineage: Eukaryota; Metazoa; Chordata; Actinopteri; Cypriniformes; Leuciscidae
Source: RefSeq, a predicted model, not a curated record
UUUAGAUUGUGAAUAGAACUCAUAUUUCUUUCUUUCUUUCUUUCUUUCUUUUUUUCUUUUAUGGGAGAAUGAAAGAAGCCUGAAUCGGGAUGAUUCUUUAUUUCAGGUAAGCUAAUAAAAAAGUAGAAUACCAAUUUUAGAUUGUGAAUAGAACUCAUAAUUAAACAUUUUUCUUUUUAAAACUUAUUCAUUGAAACAACAAACUGCAACAUUUGAAUGGAGGAGGAAAGAGAAAUGUAGAAUACCAAUUUUAGAUUGUGAAUAGAACUCAUAUUUCUUUCUUUCUUUCUUUCUUUCUUUUUUUCUUUUAUGGGAGAAUGAAAGAAGCCUGAAUCGGGAUGAUUCUUUAUUUCAGGUAAGCUAAUAAAAAAGUAGAAUACCAAUUUUAGAUUGUGAAUAGAACUCAUAAUUAAACAUUUUUCUUUUUAAAACUUAUUCAUUGAAACAACAAACUGCAACAUUUGAAUGGAGGAAAGAGAAAUGUAGAAUACCAAUUUUAGAUUGUGAAUAGAACUCAUAUUUCUUUCUUUCUUUCUUUCUUUCUUUUUUUCUUUUAUGGGAGAAUGAAAGAAGCCUGAAUCGGGAUGAUUCUUUAUUUCAGGUAAGCUAAUAAAAAAGUAGAAUACCAAUUUUAGAUUGUGAAUAGAACUCAUAAUUAAACAUUUUUCUUUUUAAAACUUAUUCAUUGAAACAACAAACUGCAACAUUUGAAUGGAGGAGGAAAGAGAAAAAAGUAGAAUACCAAUUUUAGAUUGUGAAUAGAACUCAUAUUUCUUUCUUUCUUUCUUUCUUUCUUUUUUUCUUUUAUGGGAGAAUGAAAGAAGCCUGAAUCGGGAUGAUUCUUUAUUUCAGGUAAGCUAAUAAAAAAGUAGAAUACCAAUUUUAGAUUGUGAAUAGAACUCAUAAUUAAACAUUUUUCUUUUUAAAACUUAUUCAUUAAAACAACAAACUGCAACAUUUGAAUGGAGGAAAGAGAAAUGUAGAAUACCAAUUUUAGAUUGUGAAUAGAACUCAUAUUUCUUUCUUUCUUUCUUUCUUUCUUUUUUUCUUUUAUGGGAGAAUGAAAGAAGCCUGAAUCGGGAUGAUUCUUUAUUUCAGGUAAGCUAAUAAAAAAGUAGAAUACCAAUUUUAGAUUGUGAAUAGAACUCAUAAUUAAACAUUUUUCUUUUUAAAACUUAUUCAUUGAAACAACAAACUGCAACAUUUGAAUGGAGGAGGAAAGAGAAAUGUAGAAUACCAAUUUUAGAUUGUGAAUAGAACUCAUAUUUCUUUCUUUCUUUCUUUCUUUUUUUCUUUUAUGGGAGAAUGAAAGAAGCCUGAAUCGGGAUGAUUCUUUAUUUCAGGUGAGCUAAUAAAAAAGUAGAAUACCAAUUUUAGAUUGUGAAUAGAACUCAUAAUUAAACAUUUUUCUUUUUAAAACUUAUUCAUUGAAACAACAAACUGCAACAUUUGAAUGGAGGAGGAAAGAGAAAUGUAGAAUACCAAUUUUAGAUUGUGAAUAGAACUCAUAUUUCUUUCUUUCUUUCUUUCUUUUUUUCUUUCAUGCGAGAAUGAAAGAGGCCUGAAUCGGGAUGAUUCUUUAUUUCAGAGACACAAAAAGAGUGACGCUGAGAGAGGAGGACAUGACGGUGGAAAAGAUUUCUAAAAUAUUUCAGGUAACCAGCCAGAGCCUGUACCUCACUGACGAUACCAAUGUGGCAGUUUUCCCUGGAGUAGAGGGCCUCUUCAGUUCAUUCGACCUCAAGGACAAGGCUCAUUACGAAGUACACGGGGCCGGGGCUGAGCUGGAUUCAGGUGUUAACAUUGCUGCAGGGGCAUUACCUACUCCUUCCACAAGUGGCCAGUUUCGCUUCUCCAGGUUGGCUAGCUCAGCAAGCCCCUCAGUGCCACCCAGGGCUCAAUCCAUGAAAUACUUUACAAGGACUGUCAGUUUGGGAGAAGUACGGAGUGGAAAGCUUGUGAACAGCAGAAUGGUGGUUGUAAGAUUUACUGAGCAGGAGGCCAGUGUCCCAUCCAUGAUUGCCAAAGUAAAAGAUGCCUUAGGAAGCACUGAACAACUCAUUCUGACAGACCACAAUGGAGUGGAAAUAUUGGACUCAGAAGGAACAAGAGGCACCUUUUAUUGGAAGCAGAACGCGCGAAAAAUUAUGGCUAUACCAGAGGUUGAUUUCCAAGCUGUGCAACAAAAGAGGCGAAGAAUCUCACACAGAGAUGAUGAGGCUGGACUGGACAGUGUGUUCGAGAAGAUCGAGGAGCUUGUCCUGGCUGCUCAGGGUUUGUCUGAGGUGACAACUGCCAUUCAGGGACUCUCUGAUCUGGUCCAUCGAAAUAGAAACACAACAUUGGUACUGACUGAAGAACAGUCCAGGAAUGUUAGGGAUACAUUCACUUGUCUGGUUUGCAGAGGAAUCAUGGACGAUCCAGUAUUUGCGGCAUGCUGUGGAAGUUUGGUUGGAUGCAGAUCCUGCACUACUGUGUGGCUUCAGACUUCCUCAAUGUGUUUGAAGUGUCGAGCAGAUAAUUUUUCGAUCAACAUUCACAGAGUCACUGGCCUUUCUGGUGUCGUAAAUGUCAUGAAAGAGCUGGCACACGAAGAGUAAAUGCUGCUUUUCUUGCCAUUAAUCCUUCCUUAUCAUGUUAUAUCAUGUUAUAAAUAUUUUUGAUAUUGAGGAUUGUUGUUUUAUAUGUUGCAUCAAUGUUCUUAGCUCUGGAGUUUUAAGAGCUAAAAUGUUACAAUGUUUUAUGUUACAUCAUUGUUCCCACCUCACAGUAGUUUUAUAAGAGCUAGUAGGCCUACAGUAACUGUGGCAAGAUGUUUUUAUUCUACAUCAUUGUUCACAGUCCACAGUGAUUUAAUAAGAGCUACUAGGCCUAAACGUGGCAAUGUGUUGUGACAGGCUGUUCUGUGGCGAUCUGCAAAGCUUGUCUUACUUUGUUUACACAAUGU